Molecule: messenger RNA, 2235 nt
Organism: Trichoplax adhaerens
Lineage: Eukaryota; Metazoa; Placozoa; Uniplacotomia; Trichoplacea; Trichoplacidae
Exons: 1
Coding region: 1-2235 (744 amino acids)
Molecular function (GO): protein binding
Source: RefSeq, a predicted model, not a curated record
AUGGCAGAAAAGAACUCAUUACAGUCACCAGACCUUAUCGUCGCUAGCCAAUUAGGGCAUUUAUCCAUCGAUCAGUUACCGCCUGAGGAAGAUGCUUCGCAUCAAAUACACGCCGCAGAAUCCACCCCAGGUUUGACCUUGCAGGAUUUACCUGACGAAAUGUUAACUCGAGUCAUGGAAUUCCUUCUUGGGUGUGAUGUGGCCAGAAUGGCAUGUUGCUGUCGUGCCUUUGCGUAUAUCGCUAGCUCGGAAUAUCUUUGGAAACAAAAAAUCAUGACUGAGUUGACAAGUAAACCAGUGUUAGUCGACGGCGAUACAUACUAUCGCUAUUAUAGUAAAAGCUAUUUAGGGUACAAGUACCAUCAGAGAUUGUUUCCACGAUUUAAGCCUCCAAGUGAUACAUCUCUUCGAUGUUAUUACCAAUUUGUCCUAGGAUCUUAUAAUCACAAUUAUCAGCAAAUGAUUUAUGAUUCUACCGGUAAUAAUAAUAAUUCAUUAAAAUCGACAAUCAAAUGGAUCUCUUAUGUUUCUUCUUCGUCGAAUAAUACUGGUGAUCGUGUAACAGAGAUAAAUUUAUUUCUAAUUCAAGCCAUGCGCGAUGGCUUCGAUGUGUGGGGAUCUACGUUAAUACGUCUUGGUGCUGAUAUUAAUCGUUAUGCCGCUGAUAAUAAAGCCAAACGUACUGUACCUUUCACUCGAAAUUUCGGUAAUAGUAAUGGUGGCAAAUAUAACCAUCCUGUUCGUGUAGCUAUUGUAAAAGGUCAUACCCAUUGCUUACGGUUAUUAUUGAAUCGUGGAGCCAAUAUUAACCACUUAGCUAGAAAACGUGUUAACUCAACGUUGUUCCAUUUAGCUGCUUUUUCUCAUCAAAUGGAGUGCUUACAAGUCCUAAUCACUAAAAUUGCUGAUGCUUAUGUUAUGCCUAGCCUACAUAAACUCGUCAUGUGUAAUAAUAUUGAACGGCUACGUUCAGUUUUAAAGACAUGCUCAGUUGACGAGGUUAAUGAACAAGAUCGAUGUUGUUGUACAGCACUGUGGUGGGCGCUUAUAUUAGGAUAUGUCGAAUGUGUAGGAUUAUUGCUUACUCACCAUGCUAGGACGGCCAAGAUCGGUGGUGCAAAUGAAUCUCGCCAGCCGACCAUGUCGGCUUUGGCAGCCGUAUUACGAUGGAAGCAAUUAGACUGUUUAAAAUUACUAGUUCAAAAUCGAUAUUGCUUAUAUGAAGAUUUACAAAUAACUGAGUAUCUUGGCAAUUUCAACACAUUAGAAGUAGCUACGCGGAGUAAUUUUAGCCAAGGUGUUCAAUACUUAAUUUCAGAACAUUCAUUCUCUCCACGAUCUGAAAGUUGUCGAGCAUUGCUAUUAGCUGCUACCCAUGGCUGUUGUGAUAGUUUACAAGUUUUGAUUAAUGAAGGUGCUGUUAUUGAUCAAAGAAUACAUUUGUUAUCUACAAGAGAAAGAGAUCCAUUGCGACGAAUUGAUAUGUUCUUACAGUUAUUACAAGCCGAAGAUUACCACUUAUUUUGUCCGUUACUAUCAACUGCGAAAUAUUACCACCCUGAAUGUAUGCAAUUACUGCUAAAAGCUGGUGCUAAUACGAAUAUUAUCUAUGGGGAUUAUGGCUCUAUCCCCAAAACAGUAGCACUACUAGAAAUCGUUGUUUAUAACUACUUCAAGAAAAUCAGUUUACAACCUGAUAAGAAUCCCAUGACUGAAGAAUUAGAUAUAUUAGUUGCUAUUGUUAGCAAUAAUCAAUUUGACGUUGAGAAAUCAUUUACUCAAAUAACAGCAUUUAACUGCUUGAAAUUACUAUUAGAACAUGGUAGUGAUGUGAAUGCAUGCUAUGAGAACGGUCGGACGGUAUUACAUGAGUUAUUAUGCUGUAACAAUAAGCCACAGUUUAAUCAUUCUUUAUUUCAAACAAGAUUUGAUAAAUUGAUUGAACAUUGCUUAAAUAUGUGCAUUUUAUAUAAUGCUGAUGUUAAUAAAUGUGAUAAAGGUGCUAAUAGUCCCCUGCAUGAAGCUGCUGCUAGUUUGAAACCAUCUUGGAUUGCCUUAUUGUUAAAUUCUGGUGCCAGACCCAAUAUCUUGAAUAAGAACUUAGUAACACCUCGACAACUAAUCAAGAUGAAUACAAUCCAUAAUAUAAACAUUGCCAAUGCUGCAGUAGUUAAGGAAUGUGUUCGACUAUUAUUUGAAGCCGAGAAAGCUACUGGACAAGUUAAUCUUAUGUAA